Messenger RNA from Erigeron canadensis, 504 nucleotides. Its product is annotated as putative SERF-like protein. Lineage: Eukaryota; Viridiplantae; Streptophyta; Magnoliopsida; Asterales; Asteraceae. The transcript has 4 exons. Bases 1 to 300 code for a protein of 99 amino acids. The record is from RefSeq and is a predicted model, not a curated record.
AUGGUGAGAACAAAAUUUUUUUUUUAUCUUCAACUUUCUAUUAAUCCAACAAUUACUCAUUUAUACGUGACAUACUCUCCUAUCAGAAGAAGAAUACGCGGAAAUCAGAGAGAUCGUGAUAGAGAAAGGGCUCAAGCUAGAGCUGGCGGCAAGGCUAAGCAGCCAAAAGCCGAUGGAUUAACUCCUGAACAAAGACGGGAAAGGGAUGCGAAGGCACUACAAGAGAAAUUGUCAAGGAAAGCAGCAAAAGAGUUUGCGGGAGCUAAAGGUGGGAAAGAUGGAGUGAAGACUAAGCAAUAAUAGGUGUGCCAGCGUGUAGUUGUAGAUAGCUCUACACACAUUGGCCGGCUGGCUGGUUUCUUUAUUGGGUUGUGACAGAUUUGUGGUACCGGUCUAUGGUGAUAUCUUUGUUGUGUUCAAUGGUAAUUGUUAAUGAUUAUAUUCUAAUUCUAUGAUAUAUUGUAUGCAAGUCAUUCAUCACUUCAAUUUCUAACCAUUCUGUAA